This is a messenger RNA of Molossus molossus (Pallas's mastiff bat), 2012 nucleotides long. It is a transcript of the gene RTCB, whose product is annotated as RNA 2',3'-cyclic phosphate and 5'-OH ligase. NCBI's taxonomy places the organism in Eukaryota, Metazoa, Chordata, Mammalia, Chiroptera, Molossidae. Gene Ontology annotation, biological process: tRNA splicing, via endonucleolytic cleavage and ligation. The record is from RefSeq and is a predicted model, not a curated record. Gene Ontology annotation, cellular component: tRNA-splicing ligase complex; nucleus. Bases 76 to 1593 code for a protein of 505 amino acids. The transcript has 12 exons. Gene Ontology annotation, molecular function: RNA ligase (ATP) activity.
UGGUGCUUCAGGCAACGGGACAGCGCGGCAUCUCCUCUCGAAGCGGUGCCGGGAGUUGCUACCGUGGUCGCCGCCAUGAGUCGCAAUUACAACGAUGAGCUGCAGUUCUUGGAAAAGAUCGAUAAAAAUUGCUGGAGAAUCAAGAAGGGCUUCGUACCCAACAUGCAGGUUGAAGGAGUUUUCUAUGUGAAUGAUGCCCUGGAAAAAUUAAUGUUUGAGGAAUUAAGGAAUGCCUGUCGAGGUGGCGGUGUUGGUGGCUUCCUGCCUGCCAUGAAACAAAUUGGCAAUGUGGCAGCCCUGCCUGGGAUUGUUCAUCGAUCUAUCGGGCUCCCUGAUGUCCAUUCAGGUUAUGGGUUUGCUAUUGGGAAUAUGGCAGCCUUCGAUAUGAAUGACCCUGAAGCAGUGGUGUCCCCAGGUGGUGUCGGAUUUGACAUCAACUGCGGUGUUCGCUUGCUAAGAACCAAUUUAGAUGAAAGUGAUGUCCAGCCUGUGAAGGAGCAGCUUGCCCAAGCUAUGUUUGACCACAUUCCUGUUGGGGUGGGAUCAAAGGGUGUCAUCCCAAUGAACGCCAAAGACUUGGAAGAGGCCUUGGAGAUGGGUGUGGACUGGUCGCUAAGAGAAGGCUACGCCUGGGCUGAAGACAAGGAGCACUGUGAGGAGUAUGGAAGAAUGCUGCAAGCCGACCCCAAUAAGGUCUCUUCGAGGGCCAAAAAGAGAGGUCUUCCUCAGUUGGGGACGCUGGGGGCAGGUAACCACUAUGCAGAAAUCCAGGUUGUGGAUGAGAUUUUCAAUGACUAUGCUGCUAAGAAGAUGGGCAUUGACCAUAAAGGACAGGUGUGUGUGAUGAUCCACAGUGGAAGCAGAGGCUUGGGCCACCAAGUAGCCACAGAUGCCCUGGUUGCUAUGGAAAAAGCCAUGAAGAGAGACAAGAUUAUAGUCAAUGACCGUCAGUUGGCUUGUGCUCGAAUCGCUUCUCCAGAGGGUCAGGACUACCUAAAGGGAAUGGCAGCGGCUGGGAACUAUGCCUGGGUCAACCGCUCUUCCAUGACCUUCUUGACCCGUCAGGCUUUUGCCAAGGUCUUCAACACAACCCCUGAUGACUUGGACCUGCACGUGAUCUAUGACGUUUCUCACAAUAUCGCCAAGGUGGAACAGCAUGUGGUGGACGGAAAGGAGCGGACCCUGUUAGUACACCGAAAGGGGUCCACCCGAGCUUUCCCUCCUCACCACCCUCUCAUUGCCGUUGACUACCAACUCACUGGACAACCAGUGCUCAUUGGUGGCACCAUGGGAACCUGUAGUUAUGUUCUUACUGGCACUGAACAGGGCAUGACUGAGACCUUUGGAACAACCUGUCAUGGAGCGGGCCGUGCACUGUCCCGAGCAAAAUCUCGACGUAAUUUAGAUUUCCAGGAUGUCCUAGACAAAUUGGCAGACAUGGGAAUCGCAAUUCGUGUUGCCUCACCCAAACUGGUUAUGGAAGAGGCUCCCGAGUCCUAUAAGAAUGUGACAGAUGUUGUGAACACCUGCCAUGACGCUGGAAUCAGCAAGAAGGCCAUUAAACUGAGACCGAUUGCUGUCAUCAAAGGGUAGAGCCCUGACUGUGGCCACCAGACUCCAGUGACCCUUACUGAAGUGGAAGUGGACUGAAAUGCUCUUUAGACAUCAAGAUCCAGAGACCUGACAGGUUCCCACGUGUGCAGCAGUAACUGCCCAGCGAAAUGGCUGACAGGGAGGCUGGCUGCCGCUCCAGGAGCCACUGUUAUAAAUUACCUUCUGGGAGGAGUCACAUGGUCCCCAUGUGGAAAGGGAUGUAUAUGCUUCCUCCCUGGUUAUCCCACAGAGUUUUAGGAAAAUCUAUUAGGGGGUGGGAAUAGUUCAAGAAACUGCCUUACUCGGUCACACAGUCUUUAAUCAUCAGAAUGAACUUCUUUACACCAAGUUCUCUUUACAUCCUGAGAGUGUUAUGAAGAACAGUCUAUCAAAUGAGAAGGUUUUAGAAUGUUUUCUUU